AUGUGCGGCCUAUAAGAGUAUCGUCUUUUUCAUAGAGUUGACUCAACCAUCGUUUCUAAACUUUCCCUUUCUUUCCACCGGAGAAAAAACCUCGCCGGAGAUUUUUGUCAGCAGAGAUGUUUCCUUCAUCCGAUUUCUUUUUCUCACCAUCGGCGCUGUUCUCAGCGUACGCAUCCCUAACAGGCUUCUCGAUGCUCAUUAGGUCGAUACUCCAAGAUUUCGUGCCGGAGAAGCUACGAUUGUACUUCUACGGCUUAUUCGAGCGAUUUUUCACUCCGAAGUCGAAGAACCUCACGGUGGUUAUCGACGAUAAGUUCGGAGUGAACAGGAACCAAGUGUUCGACGCGGCUGAGAUGUACCUCCGCAACAAGAUCGGCCCUGAAACGAAGCGUUUACGUGUGGGGAAAACCCCUAAGGAGAAGCAUUUCACAAUCUCGAUCGAGAAAGGAGAAGAGAUCACUGAUUCAUUCGAGAACUUUGAGGUGAAAUGGAUCUACGUUCACUCGGAGAGCGAGAAAGGGGAUAAAGUCAAACGGUACUACGAGCUCACAUUCGACAAGAAGCUGAGAGACAAAGUCAUGGGUUCUUACUUAAGCCACGUUGUUGCGGAAUCGGAAGAGAUCAAGAGGAAUCUGAGAGUGGUGAAGCUCUAUAGCCAAGAUGUGUACGGGAGCGACGACGAAGAUGGAUGUGCCGGAGGGAACUGGGGAUGUAUCAGACUCGAACAUCCUUCGACGUUCGAUACAUUGGCGAUGGAUCCAGGAGCGAAGAAGAAGAUAAUCGAUGACUUGGAGAGGUUUCUCAAGAGAAGAGAGUUUUACAAGAGAGUUGGUAAAGCUUGGAAACGAGGCUACUUGCUGUAUGGACCUCCCGGAACUGGCAAAUCGAGCUUGAUAGCUGCAAUGGCUAAUUACCUAAAGUUCGAUAUUUUCGAUAUUGAGCUUAGUAGUAUUUAUGAUAAUGGUGACUUGAAGAGGGUUUUGUUGUCGACCACGAGUCGUUCCAUUUUGGUGAUUGAGGAUAUUGAUUGCAGCACUACUGAGGUGAAAGACAGGGAAGAUGAAAAUCAGGAAGAUGAAAAAACUAACACAAAGGUGACUUUGUCAGGGAUUUUGAACUUCAUUGAUGGGUUAUGGUCGAGUUUUGGAGAUGAAAGAAUCUUUGUGUUCACGACUAACCACAAAGAACGGCUUGAUCCUGCAUUGCUACGUCCUGGAAGAAUGGAUAUGCAUAUCCAUAUGUCUUACUGUACAGGCAUAGCAUUUAGGACAUUGGUCUCUAACUAUCUUGGUCUAGAUGGCUUGAACCAUCCUCUUUGUGAGGAAAUCGAGAGGCUGAUUGAUUCUACAGAGGUUACUCCUGCUGAGUUAGCUGAAGAGUUGAUGCAGGACGAUGAUACUGAUGUUGUUCUUCGUGGAGUAGUUAGCUUUGUUGAGAAGAGGAAGCUUGAGAGAAGCAAAGCCGAGGAUGAGGUUUCUAUUUGUAAAGAAGUUGUGAUUAAGGCAAAUGAUGAUGACGAAAAACAGAGUGGUUCUGUGAAUUGCAUGAACAAGAAGAAUGAGUAAUCGAAAGGGAAAAGAGCAAGAAAAGGCCAUAGCUUAUUUCAGUAAUAAGUAAAUGUCAAAUGUGACUAUCCGUGCAAUGCCAUGAAAACAUCACUAUUUAAAAAAAAUUAAUAAAGUUUUCCUUACAUCAUAUGUUCUUAAGAUUGUAUUAGAAAGAAGUUUAACUAAUACUCAUUACUCCCUCUAAAAAUUGUUAUUUUAGAGUUUUGUUUUUGUUUCAUAAAAAGUGUCGUUUUGUAUUUCGAAUACAAAUUUUUAAACAAAU
Messenger RNA from Thlaspi arvense, 1830 nucleotides. NCBI's taxonomy places the organism in Eukaryota, Viridiplantae, Streptophyta, Magnoliopsida, Brassicales, Brassicaceae. The record is from the annotation of a GenBank genome assembly.